Molecule: messenger RNA, 834 nt
Organism: Aspergillus japonicus CBS 114.51
Lineage: Eukaryota; Fungi; Ascomycota; Eurotiomycetes; Eurotiales; Aspergillaceae
Exons: 1
Coding region: 1-834 (277 amino acids)
Source: RefSeq, a predicted model, not a curated record
AUGCCCAGUCUAGGCUUUGCGAGCUUCUCGUCUCCCGAGUAUGUACUCAUAUUCGGCCAGUGCCCGGCAUCUCAUUCGCCGAAAGCGUCGGUUCACGACUGCACCUGUUGCCAGGCAUACCAUCUCCAUGCACGCUCGCUAUACCUGUCUGUCAGACAGCCGCACAAUUUAGGCUAUAAUCAGAAUGCUGGUGGGGGUGCUGCCGCGGUCUUGUUCAAAAGCCUCAUCCAGGCCGACUGGAGCAGCUUCGGGAUCUUAUUCUCCUCGACGACGAGGUUACCGGGCGCAAGCAUCUUUUCGUCCCGUGCCGUUGCGGAAAAGGUCUUCAGCGCCUUCAUACUCCGGCUCGAAUUGCUUGAAUUGCUGGCCGUGCAUCAGGAGUUGGUUGGCGCAGGGAUAUCACUCGGCUUGGAUGCUGUGGCUGCUCGGGCGGUUGCUUCGCAGAGGCUGGCUGUUUGGCUAAGCGGUCGGGAUGGUCAUGCAGAGGACGAACCGCAGAUCCUGGACUGGGCGCAGGAGAUGGACGAUUUGAUCGCGCAGGCUGCUGCGUGGCAGCUCCUCCUUGAUACUGUUGGGGGCGGUCUAGAGGUACUUCUUCUGGACUAUGAUGUCCAUCCUUCAACUGUGCUCCAUGCGGGGCUGGAACUCCGAGAAGCGUGCGUGGGGCUGAGUGGCGUGGCGGAGAUGCUGAUAUGCCUGCAUGGCUCGCGCUCUUGUCAAAGAAGGUGGUCCCUGGCUCGGGAGAUCCAAGUUCGGGUUCGGUCUAGUAUUAGGAACUGCAGCGUUGGUGGUGCCGGGCCCGAUGAGGAUGUGAGAAUGGAAGGUGCAGAGUGA